This is a messenger RNA of Trichosporon asahii var. asahii CBS 2479, 1569 nucleotides long. RefSeq lists its product as uncharacterized. Lineage: Eukaryota; Fungi; Basidiomycota; Tremellomycetes; Trichosporonales; Trichosporonaceae. Gene Ontology annotation, molecular function: chloride channel activity. The coding region runs from base 1 to 1569 and encodes 522 amino acids. The record is from RefSeq and is a predicted model, not a curated record. The transcript is spliced from 6 exons.
AUGCUCGCCAGGCUCCAGCGCAUCGAGGAAGCCAAGCCGCGCAUUUCGUGGUUGAACGACGUCUUUGUGUACCGCGAGAGCAUCCUGCCGGUCAUCAUCUACCCUGUCCUGGGCUUCACGAUCUUCGCUGCUGCGGUGGCCGUCGCCGAUAUCUGGUACAAUCGGACUAUCGCUAUUUCCAACAAUGUUGGUGGGUUUCACAGACAGAGAAUUAUGACCAGCUCCCCGACCCGACGUCAGCUAACUCCAGUGCCUCUGCUCUCAGUAGUCGUCGGUCUUCUGCUCGUGUUCCGCAACUCGACUGCGUACGAGCGCUAUGCUGAGUACGUUUCCAGCUCGGCUAAGGCUAACGCUCAGGGGCCGCAAGGAUUUCACGGCGAUGAUUGCUGCAUCGAGAUCUCUUGCCCGCGUGAGUGCCAGCUUACUUAUACCCCCAACCUAGCUGACAGACAGUCUAUCUGGGUCGAGGUUGUCCCGCCGUCAGGCUCGCACUGGAGUGCGGCGCAGCGCCGCCAGCUGACUGAGCAGAAGCGACAAGCGAUCCGCAUGAUCGUCGGCUUCGUGGUCGCGACCAAGCACUAUCUGCGUUCGGAGGGCGGAGUGCACCACGCCGAUCUGCAGGGGUUGCUGCCUCCUUCUCUGGUCAAGUUCGCUCUCAGCGGGAGCGGCAGUGGCCCCGACUCGCCAACCUCGGAACGGGGCACCGUGACGGGAGCGUCGGAGUGCUCGUCGCCUCGCUCGUACUCUGGCGUGCACGAUGAGGAGCGUGAGGUUGGUCUGCCUACUGGUGCCCGCGUCCGCCCGCCCUUAUUCACGAUCUCAUCGAAUGCGACUCUGGUCGACACCCCCGAGCCCUCUGGCUUCAUGCGUCAGCGCCGCCCCAGCACUGUCAAGGUCCUCGACGACCGUGUUCCUCGCAAGGGCAGCAAGAGCCCGCCUCACAAACUCUCGACUAUGAGCGAGCGCACUCCUCUCAUCAAGGCCGGCGUCAGGCAGGACCACAAGCACUCGUCCGUCGACCUCGCUGCACGCGCUACUGCCCCGUCUGUCGAGGAGGUCGGACUCAGCGGAAUGGUCGAGGUCGGCCUGCCCCUUGUCAUCCGCACGCUCUUCCGUUUCCGCCGCCAGGGCUAUCUCGAGGACAUUGGACCAGCCGGAUACAAUGCAAAGCAGGCUUACGUGCAGAGCAUGAUUGACCAGCUCGGCUCGAUGGAGCGCAUCAUUCAAACCCCGCUGCCGUACAUGUACACGUCGCACCUGAAGCAGUGUGUGACGGUGUACCUGCUCUGUCUGCCUUUCGUGCUCGUCGAGAGUCUCGGGUGGAAGAUGAUCCCCAUUAUUGCGGUAACGUCGUUCACGCUUGCGGGUAUCGAGGGCCUCGCGUGUCUCUCCGAGGACCCGUUCGGAUCCAGCGAUCCUUCUGACUUGAACCUGGACCUGUACUGCACCGAGCUUCUCGUCGAGAUCGAGGCCGUGCUGGAGACGCUUCCGGAAGGCGACCUAGACGAGGAGAUUGUGUACCGCCGCUCGGAGCGCCAGAUCCAGAUCGACGACGAGGAAGACGGCUAA